Funneliformis geosporum is the source of this 134-nucleotide messenger RNA. The record is from the annotation of a GenBank genome assembly. Lineage: Eukaryota; Fungi; Glomeromycota; Glomeromycetes; Glomerales; Glomeraceae.
CACUAAAAACUAAAAUAUGUGGUAAUUGUCUAGCAGCUUUAACAUCAACUGCUACUAGAAUAGCAGAACUUAUGGAAGCUUAUACUAAAGAAUCAGAAUUAACUUCUAAUAGAAAAUCAUAUAUCAUAGGUUGA